AUGUCACAAAGUCCGUAUCAUAUUAGUUCACCUUUAUCUUCCCCUGAUGGCACUUCACUUAGUUCUGGUCUUGAGGAUGAAGCAGGACAACAAAGCUUAGAACGUAAAUUACGUAAAGAAUUAAGAAGAAGAAAACGUGAACUCGAAAAAGAGGCUGAAGCAAGACGAAAAGAACGUAGUGUUACUUUAAAAAAAAUAGAAGAAGGUGAAGAAAAAGAAGAAGUACAUUUUCAAGAAUGGGCGAAAAAAAUUAAACAAUUGCAAGAAGAGGGUGAUAUAGAAAGACAAAGAGUUGAACGAGAAUUGGAAGAGGACAUCAUAAAAACUAGGAAAGCAAGAGAAGAAAGACGUCGAAGCAGUUCAGUGUUGACAACAACAACAAAUGAUCCAUUAAAAUCAUUGAAAAGAAAUUCAAUGGAUCCAUCAUUUGGAUCAUUAACCCCAAAGUCACUCGGUUCCCCUCCCGUAAAUUCUAAAAUAGAUUCAUUUGUAAUAACAAAAAUUUCGGAAGAACAAACUGCCAACAUUAAAAUAGAUAACGUAGAGACUAUCUCUAAUUCUUCAUUGACUUCUGAACCUCUACCGAUUAACGCGAAAAUUGAUAUCAAUAAUAACAAAGGUACCAAACAUCUAUCAGUAAUUGAACCAAGAAAAAAUACCAUUGAAGCUGUAGAAUCUUUAAUUAAAGAAGAUAAUGAUUCUAAAGAGGGUGAUGGAAUUACGUCAAGAUUAAUUAAAAGAUUUUCAAAUUCAAAUAAUUUAAAUCCUACCUCUCCAAGUCCAUCACCUCCAUCGAAACAACAACAACGUGGAAGUGUAGCUGCAAUUAUUCAACAACACAAAUUAAAAGAACACAAAACCGAGUUAGACAAAUCUCCGACUUCUCCUAUACCUAAGAAAAAGGUGUUAGAAAAUUGGGGUGGUGGGCAAUCGUUUGAUAAUUCUAACAAGGACACUGAUGUGACUAAAAGCAUAGGAUUUAAAAUUAGUCCAGUUAGUAAAAAAUCUGAUGAUGAAUAUGGAAAUAAAUCUUUUACACAACAUAAAAACAUUAGCGAUAAUGAAAUUAAUAAUUCUGUAACAACUUCUGAUUCUGAGAACAAAGACAUUAAAGACAUUAAUGAAAAAAAAAUUAAUUUGAAAACUAAUUCAUUUAGCAGUAAAACAGCAAAUGAAAAUAGUAAUGAAAUUAAUAAUAAUAAAAUUAGUAACAGAAUUAAUGUUAAAAUUGAAAAUAAAGAAGCGGAAACGCCCAAUAUCUCAAAAGAUUCUCAACAAAAG
This is a messenger RNA of Dentiscutata erythropus, 1281 nucleotides long. NCBI's taxonomy places the organism in Eukaryota, Fungi, Glomeromycota, Glomeromycetes, Diversisporales, Gigasporaceae. The record is from the annotation of a GenBank genome assembly.